AUGUGUUUGCUCAAGCUCCGAGCAGCAAUCGAUGGAUUGGAGAACAGGCAGCGAACAGUCUUUGAUCUCACAUCGCAUUGCGCAUCGCUCCUCCAGAUCUGUCGCAACGCCAAGGCGGCGGCAUCGGAAGGACAGCGCCUUCACGCAGUCCUUGCUCGCUAUGGGGUCGAUCGAUCCACCUUCCUGGGCAAUCUCAUCGUCCAGAUGUAUGGCAACUCUAGGAACCUGGCGGAGGCGUGCGCGGCAUUCGCCCAAAUCGCGCAGCGCAACGAGUUCUCGUGGAACUCGCUGCUGCUGGCAUUUGUGCAGAGCGGGCGUCUGGACGAUGCCAUGAAAUCGUUCGAUCGGAUGCCGCAGUGGGAUGAAGUUUCAUACAACACGAUGGUUUCUGCGUACUGCCAGAUCGGACACUUGCAUCUCGCAAAGGAGAUGUUCGAUUCCAUGUCCUGCCCAGGAGUUGUGACAUGGACCACCAUGCUCUCAGCAUAUGCCCAGAACGGGCAUCUUGGCGAAGCAAGAGAGCUCUUCCUCGCCAUGCCCGAGAAGAACACCGUGACUUGGAACACCAUGAUCCAGGCCAAUCUCCGCGAGGGAUUCGUCGAAGAUGCCUGGUGCCUCUUCUCGGUGAUGCCCUCCCGGGACGUUGUCUCUUGGAACAUCGUCGUCACUGGGCUCACCCAGAUCGGCGAGCACGCCGACGCCCACCUCGUCCUCGCCAAGAUCCCCGCUCGGAGCAUCUUCACCUGGAACGCGAUGCUGUGCGCCAGCGUACACGAUGGGCACCUCUCCACCGCGAGGAUAAUCUUCCGCGAGAUGCCCGAGAGGAACACGAUCUCCUGGAACGCGAUCAUCACUGGGCUCGCGCACAAUGGCCAGCCGCAAGAGGCCCAGGCUGCGUUUGAGGAGAUGGAGAAGAGGGACGUGAUCUCCUGGACGUCGCUCGUCGCCGCCUACGCACAGAUCGAGCGCCUGGAUCGCGCGCGCGCGCUGUUUGAUCGGAUGCCCGAGCAGGACGUUGUGGCCGGGAAUGCGCUGCUUAUGGGAUACGGGCGAGCCCGGCUGGUAGGCGAGGCUUGGGAGAUCUUUAGCGCCACCCCUGCUCGAGUGAGCCUCACUUGGAACCUCAUGCUCCAGGCUAUGGCGGACAGCCGCUGCCACUGCGAGGACGCGCGAGAGCUCUUCGAGAAGAUGGCCCGGCACAACAUCGUUUCAUGGACAACAAUGCUUAGCUGCUACGCAGAGGGCGGUCAGGAUCAAUCGGCCAAAGAGAUCUUCGACGCGAUGCCUCAGAGGAAUCUGGUUUCAUGGAGCGCCAUGCUGCGUGGAUUUAUCCAGAAUGGUCAUCUUGACAAUGCCGUGAGAAUUUUCUACAAGUCUCCAGCGAGGGAUCUAGUCGCGUGGACGCUUCUUGUGAGCGCUUUUGCGGAGCGAAACGAAGUAGAAAAGGCGAAAAGUUGGUUCAAAGAUAUGCCACAAAAGGAUCUAAUUGCCUGGACCGCGAUGCUCACAGCAUUUGCCGUGAAUGGGGAUUUGGAUCGCGCCUGGAAUGUGUUCCACAGGCUUCCAGCGAGGAACACGGUCGCCUGGAACGCCAUGAUCGCGGCUUGCGGCCAGAACAACCAGGGAUCACGGAGCUUGACACUGCUGGGCUUGAUGGACGUGGAAGGGAUCCAUCCCAGCGCGACGACUUUCAUCAGCGUGGCGGACGCUUGCACGAGCCUGACGGCGCUCAAGGAAGGCCGGCUUGUCCACCAGGAGAUCACGCUCGCCAGCGGCGAUCUCAGCUCCUCCGAGUCUCUCGGAAUCGGCAACGCGCUGGUUAGCAUGUAUGGCAAGUGUGGCAAGCUCGACGAGGCGCGAGAGGUGUUCGCGGGGAUGAUCCAGAGGAGCGAUAUCACCUGGAACGCGAUCAUCGCCGCGCACACCCAGAACCACUGCAAUCUCGGCGACGUCGCGGAGCUCCUGGAGUUGAUGCUUCUCGACGGCGUGGCGGUGGACGAGAUCACGUCCGUGAGCGUGCUCACCGUGUGUAGCCAGGCAGGGCUUCUCCUCCACGCCAGGGAGUUCUUCCACUCGAUGAGCCGCGAGUUCUCCAGCGCUCCAGGGGCGGAUCACUACGCUUGCAUGAUCGAUCUCCUCGCGCGGGUUGGCGAGCUGGAGCAGUGCAUGAAGCUGAUCUGCGCCAUGCCUUUCCAGGCGGAUGGGAUCUCGUGGAUGAGCCUCCUGGGCGCUUGCAAGGGAUUGGGCGAUCUCGAGCGAGCAUUAGUGGCGGCGGAGAUGGCCGUGCGCUUGAAUCCCGAGAACUCGGCGGCUUACAUUCUCUUCUCCAACAUUCUAGAGAAGGACAAAGGAUGA
Messenger RNA from Selaginella moellendorffii, 2355 nucleotides. Its product is annotated as pentatricopeptide repeat-containing protein At4g02750-like. The coding region runs from base 1 to 2355 and encodes 784 amino acids. The record is from RefSeq and is a predicted model, not a curated record. The transcript has a single exon. Lineage: Eukaryota; Viridiplantae; Streptophyta; Lycopodiopsida; Selaginellales; Selaginellaceae. Gene Ontology annotation, molecular function: protein binding.